GUCAUUUGGCGGGACAUAUGUCAAGAGUAGUGUGUCCUCUCCACUCGCGGAUUUUUUGAUACUGCAGCAAUAUAUGUCAAGAGUAGUGUGUCCUCUCCACUCGCGGAUUUUUUGAUACUGCAGCAAUAUAUGUCAAGAGUAGUGUGUCCUCUCCACUCGCGGAUUUUUUGAUAGCCUACUGCAGCAGUGAAUCAACAUUAAACAACAUGCCUGCGACUUCAGACAUCCACCUUUCUACCACUACGGACAGCGGGAAGACGGACGCGCUUGCACAGAAAGACGGAGAGAAGAAGAGCCUGGAGAAAGCGGCUUUCUCCUUGUUCUGUGAUGAGCGCGGAUAUCUGAGCCAGAUUGAGUACAUUCUGCAGAACGGGUUUCGGAAAGGCGAUCGGACUGGAACCGGAGUCAUUUCGGUGUUCGGCGCACAGUCUAGAUACAGUCUACGGGACCAGUUUCCUUUGCUGACGACAAAGCGUGUAUUCUGGAAGGCCAUCGUGGAGGAGCUGCUGUGGUUUAUUAAAGGCUCCACCAACGCCAAGGAGCUGUCGGAGAAGGGUGUGAAGAUCUGGGACGCCAACGGCUCACGCCAAUUCCUGGACCGCAACGGAUUCCAGCAGCGUGAGGAGGGAGACCUGGGGCCCGUCUACGGCUUUCAGUGGAGACACUACGGAGCAGAAUACACACACAUGCACGCAGACUACACAGGGAAAGGGGUAGACCAGCUGCAGAAGGUGAUUGACACCAUCAGAGCCAAUCCAGAGGACCGGAGAAUCAUCAUGUGCGCGUGGAACCCCAAAGAUCUGCCUCUGAUGGCGUUGCCCCCGUGCCAUGCGUUGUGCCAGUUCUACGUGUGUGAGGGGGAGUUGUCAUGCCAACUGUACCAGCGCUCAGGAGACAUGGGGCUCGGGGUGCCCUUCAACAUCGCCAGCUACGCCCUGCUCACCUACAUGAUCGCCCACAUCACCGGCCUCAAGCCUGGUGAUUUCGUUCACACUUUGGGUGAUGCUCACAUCUACAGCAAUCACGUGGAGCCCCUCAAGGAACAGCUGAAAAGGGAGCCUCGCCCGUUCCCCAAGCUUCAGAUCCGUCGUGAGGUGCAGACCAUCGACGACUUCCGCGCUGACGACUUUGAGAUUCUCGACUACAACCCUCACCCCACUAUCAAGAUGCAGAUGGCUGUUUGAACGUUCACACAAGAAAGCUUGUAUAUUACACACACACAAAAAAAAGCACGUGUGUGUACACACACACUCACACUCUUGUCUUAAACCCUGUUCUAUUUCCCUACCCUGAUGCCCGCCCCAAUGCUGUUCAGCUUACGCAGUUAGCAUCUAUUGUAAAUAGGAGUCAAAUAGUUGUUAUGGUAUUUUAAAAUGUUAAUGUUAUAGUUGAUAUGGUAUUUUAGAAUGUAAAUGUUGUUGCUAUGGUACUAUUCCAUUAAUAAAGAGGACUUUAUUGACAGAA
This is a messenger RNA of Sardina pilchardus (European sardine), 1464 nucleotides long. It is a transcript of the gene tyms, whose product is annotated as thymidylate synthetase. The transcript is spliced from 7 exons. The record is from RefSeq and is a predicted model, not a curated record. Gene Ontology annotation, molecular function: thymidylate synthase activity. NCBI's taxonomy places the organism in Eukaryota, Metazoa, Chordata, Actinopteri, Clupeiformes, Clupeidae. The coding region runs from base 207 to 1184 and encodes 325 amino acids. Gene Ontology annotation, cellular component: cytosol; mitochondrion. Gene Ontology annotation, biological process: dTMP biosynthetic process.